UGCUCCAUCAGCUGGAUGCUGACGUGGGUUCAUUGUUACUGGUCUGUUUAUGACCUCCAGGAGCUCAAGCUCUCUGAAGAUGUAGUGAACCGAAUGAAAGAAUCUCCUCAAAGUAAAAGGGACAACCAGAGAUCGCCCCGUUCAUCCAGUGGCACAGCUCCCUCUUCACCAGCUGCAGAGGGGAAACCCAAACCUCCUACAGGAAUCCAGCCACCAAUGCCAAGUGACUCUGGUCAGAAGUCUUCUGCUGCAGAGCAGGAACUGUACAGGAGGUAUGAGCAAGAACAGGCGCUGGUCCAGGAGGAGUUGCUCCGGCUGGCCAAAAGAGAAAGGGAAGCAGCUAGUGAGGCCUUGAACACUGCACUUCAGCGGGAGAGAAACAGCACUAAUGAAGAGAGGCAGAGAGCGGCCCAGCUGCCUGCGGAUUUGGACGCCUGGGCUGUGGAGCUGCAAGGCAGGGAGGCAGAGCUGAAGCGGCAAGAGGCCUUCUAUAAGGAGCAGUUGGCCCGCAUUGAGAGGAAGAAUGCAGAGAUCUACAAGCUGACGUCUGAGCAGUACCAGGAGGCAGCCGCCAAGGCAGAGGAGUGGAUAAAGAGGAGGAACACUGAUCCUGUCUGUGCAAGCCUGCAGUCUGAAAUUCUGAAGUGCUACCAAGAAAACAAACGUGAAGUGCUCAAAUGCUCAGAGCUGGCUAAGGAGUAUCAGCGCUGCGUUAGUGCAGCUCAGAAGGAGCUGUUAGUUAAUUCUAGAUAAACAUCAGCCACCAAAGAGCAGAGGACAGGGACCACAGAUGCCCUUGGAAGCCCCAGCAUCCUUCUGGAUAGACACUGACCAAAACCGGUGCCUUCUGCCCUUCGCGGUCCAAGACAACGACAUGAUUCCUCGUCUGAUUUCUGCAUGUAUCGGUCUCAGCGGAUGUUCCUGGAGUUAGGAGGAGGGUCCUGGGAGAGGGGGGGAUGCUAUUGCUUCCUUUUUUGUUGUAUUCCAGUGUAAAGAAUCAUACUGACCCCAGGUGCUUCCAGCACAACUUGUAGCUUGGAGGUUCGCUCAGCACGAGCCUGGUUCACCCUGUGCUAGCUUUGGUUUCACCAGUCCACAUCUGAGUUUCAAGAGCUGUUAUCUUUGUCCGUUUGCUCUGGGGAAAGGGGUCCAAAGCCUUUGGAAGUAACCCUGACCAGCUUGUUAGGAUUAAUUGUUCCUAGCCCGCUCCCAUUGGUUACACCAGUGGGCCUUUUCCUCCCUUCCAAGGCUCCCUCCUCAACAAUAAAGUGUUUAAUGGUCGCU
This is a messenger RNA of Athene cunicularia (burrowing owl), 1284 nucleotides long. RefSeq names its product coiled-coil-helix-coiled-coil-helix domain containing 6 (gene CHCHD6). Gene Ontology annotation, biological process: DNA damage response; cristae formation. Lineage: Eukaryota; Metazoa; Chordata; Aves; Strigiformes; Strigidae. Gene Ontology annotation, cellular component: MICOS complex; mitochondrion. The transcript has 9 exons. The record is from RefSeq and is a predicted model, not a curated record. The coding region runs from base 16 to 753 and encodes 245 amino acids.